GAUUCAGUCAACUUCCUGUUUAUCACUUGUUUUGUGCAACUCAGACCGCUGGACUGUCCUGUUGGACCUGUCGGUCACAUUAACUGCAGCCGCGUUAAUUUCGUGUGAGAACUAUUUAAUCUGGCCCUGUUCGUCGUCAUGGUGAUGUUUCACUGAGCGGGCUUGGAAGGAUCCUGGAGAUUUCCUGAUUUCAAAUUCGGAGAGGAGCCCCGAAGGGAUAGUACGGGUUUUCCACAGGAAUAGAAACCAGACUAAAAACAUCAGCCUCGAUGUGCAAAACUGGCUUCACCGAAACAUUACUAGCUCUGUAGCUGCGUAGCUAACCCCAGGACCACCGGCAGGUUGCCGCCUGCGGCCCGACAGCGGCUCGUGUCUUCCUGGGGUGGAGCUGCUCACCGCUGCCGUGAAUUCAGGACGACCGCCCGGCUCUGGCCCCCUCAAGCGGGCAGUCAGGAAGAAGCUCGCCGGGAAGGGAUGGCCUGGUCGGUCUUCCCGUUCCAAAGGACAGGGCUCUGCAGUCUUUGAAGGAGGACGAGUGCGGCUGGAGGCGACCACCGCGGCUCGAGACGCCAUGAUGGCCGCCUCCCCCUCCGCGGCCGGCGGCUAUACGGUUUCCGGUCUGUCGGUGAGAAAGAGCGAGCAGAUUGCGGAUCUGAUCGAUCUGUUCUCCAAGACACAGUAUCGAGCAAAGGAAGUCAGUCCUCGGGUGGAGGCGAUAGAGAAACGAUGUCUGGAACUGUUUGACAGAGACUACAAGUACAGCAUCAUCUCCAAUUCCAGCGGAGAGGUCUGCGGCCACUACCCCCGCCAGAUCGUUUUCCUGGAGUACGAGUCUACAGAGGUGGACAGAGAUAGAGACAGGUUUGAGAGCACGGUGCAGAUCAGCAAGCUGCAGGACCUGGUGAGCAGAAGUAAAAUGGCUCGCUGCAGAGGGAGGUUCGUCUGCCCCGUCAUCCUUUACAACGGCAAGCACAUUUGCCGCUCAGCCACCCUGGCAGGUUGGGGGGAACUGUACGGGCGGACGGGCUACAACUACAUCUUCUCAGGGGGCAGUGACGACACCUGCACCGAGCCAGAGGAGGUUCCCGAGGACGACCCGGCAGUCAGGAACGGCGAGUCCCAGCUCUUCGACAAAGUUCGAGGUCAUGACAUCAAGCUGCUUCGCUACCUCUCAGUUCGCUACAUCUGUGACCUCAUGGUGGAGAACAAGAAGGUCAAAUUCGGCCUGAAUGUGACGUCGUCUGAGAAGGUGGACAAGGCGCAGCGCUACGCCGACUUCACCCUGCUCUCCGUGCCUUACCCAGGCUGCGAGUUUUUUAAGGACUACAAAGACAGAGACUACACAGCGGAGGGCCUGGUGUUCAACUGGAAUCAGGACUUCGUGGACGCUCCCCUGACCAUCCCCGCGCGCUUCACUCAGAACCUGAACAUCGACUGGACUCGGUACCAGUCGUGGGACCUGGUGGAGCAGACCCAGAACUACCUGAAGCUGCUCCUCCACAUCAUCAACAGCGAUGAUGACAGCGGGCUGCUGGUGCACUGCAUAUCAGGCUGGGACCGAACGCCGCUGUUUGUUUCCCUCCUCAGACUCUCCCUGUGGGCAGACGGUGCCGUGCACGCCAACCUGGAGCCUGCUGAGAUCCUCUACCUGACCAUUGCUUAUGACUGGUUUCUCUUUGGUCACAUGCUGCCAGAUCGACUCUCCAAAGGGGAAGAGAUUUUCUUUUUUUGCUUCAAUUUUUUGAAGCACAUCGUCUCAGAGAAGUUCUCUGCUCUCAGGAAACAGAGGAGGAAAAACUCCCACUUCAAAGAGAGUGACUUCACUGUGGAGGACCUCUGCCAGCUGAGGUCCAGGGACCGCGGCAGCAUCACCAGUCUGAGCAGCGACUUCUCCCUCAUCACCGAAGAGCUGCCUGGAGCCUCCUGUCCCAACGCUGACCCCGUGGACCUGUUCUCCGGCCACCCCCAGGCCUCCAGCGGGAGGAGAGCGCCUGCCUCCUCUCCUCCGAUGGUGUCCUGGUGUAAACAGAACCCUCUGGAUGAGACUCUCUCCCAUCCGGCCAACGAGGCCAAGUCUUCCAGCUCAUCCUCCUCCAACCAAUCAGACCACGGCGUCACACGCUCCGGCAGCAGCCCGUUGGCUGUCCCCACAAGAGGGUUAGCAGCAGAGUACUCCAGAUCAGGCUCCUCCCUGUCCACAGAGUACGGAAGCUGGCAGAUAGUUUCCGGUUGUGGCAGCAUCCACGACCACGGCCACUUUUCUCAGCCGAUGGCCUCGGUUUCCUCCAACUCGUCUGCUGUCACCUCUGCCUACGAUUCCCCACUGCCCUUCAGCUUCCAGGACGAAGGGCCCAGUGGGCGGACGUGCUCGCUGCCGUCGGAGCGCCAGGCCCGUCUGGAGGCGGUUCGGGAGAUCUUCCUGGCCGCCUACAGCUCCACCGUGGGCCUCAGGUCCUCGGCCCCCAGCCCUUCCGGCGCCAUCUCCGGCCUGCUGGAGCAGUUUGCCCGCGGGGUCGGUCUCCGUGGCAGCAACGCCAUCGUUUGAACUCUUCCUCUGUGACUCCAUCCCCCAACCCCUCGUAGCUUCCAUGUUUCACCUCAUCCUGGGGCCAGAUGCAUAAAACAGUUUCGUGAUCAAAAUGGUUGUUUCACACAGAUCAAGAAAACGUGUUCAUGUACUGUUAUCACUCGUAAACCGCAAGUUUCCUGAAAUUGUACACACAUCUAUGAUUCCAUUUUUUCUUUUCAAAUCAGAAUUUGCUCUGCAGGAGCAAACGAGAUGCACAGCAACGCGACACUUCUCAGUGGUUUCUGUUUCCCCCUGCCGUGUGAACAAGCUCAAACUGGAGAAUGACGCACAGCGUUGACCAGAAGUUGAGCUCCACGGUAAACCAGACCAUCAUCUAGAAGAACUGUGUUGUUGAAAGAUGGCAGAAAACAUCUUUUACAACUAAUCCUGGUCCAAAUGAAGCUUCGCUUCUCCAGUCGGAUGUUUGGAACAGUGAUGGAGAAUUAUCAGCUGCUCCAUCACCACGGGCACGCUCAUCCCUUUCCAGUCUGCUGCCGCCUUCACUCCGGCAGUUUGGUAACCAAUAGCAAUGAUCCCCCAUCCAGGAGCAGCCAGAGGUUUUUGCAUGUUUGUGUGAAACACAAAAGGUCUCAAACGGUGUCCACAUCCGAUGGAAACAUUAUGCAUCUGGCCUCAAUGACGUGCCAACCAGCUCUGCUCAGGUAAUACGCCCACAUUGUAUUUCCAUCCUGGAGACGUUCUCUCGUUCAGGGAGAGGAUUAGCUUCCUCCAGGCUGACUGACUAAAAGGGACGAAAUGGAGACGAGCCUUUAAUCCCCCCAAAUCCCCACCCCAGUACUAAGAGUUCUGUCAGAAUGGUUUUACUUUUCUUUCAUGCUGCUAUUGUUUCCAAAGCCAGUCCAGAGGGAAGAACUGUACUUCAGGUGGUUAGUGUAGAGAACAGCACUUAGUCUUCUGCUAGCUAGCUCUUAGAGUUCUGUCUCUCUUAUUUGCUGCAUUAGCUCACUUAUUUUUCAGAUUUGAACACAGCUCUGUUCGGUCUGCGUUGAAAAGAUGAAGGUGCACGGCAUUAAAUGCCACGUCGUCUACAAUGGCAGACCUGGCCGGAAAAAUUACGACUUUAUGGGGAGAAUAUUUCAAUAGCUCAUCCAGAGUUAAAAUAAGAACUUCAGCAGGUAGAGGAAAGCAUGUUGGGAUCAUAUAGAGUUUAGUUCAGCGCACUUAAAUUAAAUCUUCAACAUAAUCUGAAGAGAAGCGUAACAUGACAUGAGACUGUGGCCUCAUCUCAUGUCUCUUUUGAUUCAAUAAGUUUGCAUUUCUUGGCAGAAUCGACCUCAUCCAACAUGUUCUGUGUCCAAUUGAAACACCGUCGUCCAAGUAGAAAUCACUCUGUCAGCCAAUCAGUGAUCCUCUUAGAAAAAUCCUAGACUUUUUUUUUUUCAAUCUCUUGUGCUUGAGGAAAGGCCUUGGGUCAGUUCGCCCUAUUUCUAGUUGUAAGCAGUUAGAGACGGAUGUUUAUCGAAACCAAGUUGCUGACUGACGCUUGAUGGUUCACUGGUUUAGCAUCGUCGUGUUGUGGAUGUGCUUUGUCUGAAGUGUUGAAACCUUGAACUCCAUCAGUGGGUGAAGCCAAACGAGUUCAUGUUUUGGGUUUGCAAGAGGGAUUUCUCACCUGUCCCCCCCACCCCCACCCCCACCCCACCCCUCUGCUCUCUGGGAUGACGCAACAUACACCCCUAUGUGUCCAUUGGCUUCAACAUUGCACGACUGUUCACCAUCUGUACUCACACAUGGCGGGGAAAUUCCAAAAUGUGACAACUGGCCUUCGACCCAGGAAUGCCGUCAUCUGCGUGUAGGAGGGAUCCUCUGAAUCUGUUUAUGGUCAUUGUUUUAACUGGCUGCCUGGCGCUGCAGCAGCUCCCUGUAACUCUGUUACCCUCUUCGAUACGCCGACACAUCUGCCUUUUAGCAGCUAUGUGCAGAUUAAAUCACUGACGUCUGCAUUUGUACCAAAUUAUGUCCAAACUGAACUGUUAAAACUGCCUUGUUUUCCAUUGUGUUUAGCUUUGACAUCUCGUGUGUAAUUUCGCUCACAGGUUCAAUGACCUUCAACUUUUUCGGAUGUCUUUCAUCCUGUACAGCCAGGACGAACUGACCUAUAAACAUCAAGCCAACGCCAGUCUUGUCUUAUACAUGUUCUCUGAUGUUUUUUUUGGUCUGUAGUUGAUUUUGUCAGUAAAAUCAGUUUGAUUAGAUGUGUGAAGGGACUGUUCCCUGGUGGCCUUAUCAAAAUCUUAAUAAAGCGCUUAUCAUGCUGGCCUCUAGUCAGCUGCAUACAUAUCUUCUUGAGUCUAGAUUAUUGUUGAGUGGCAGUCUGGAGAAUUUCAUCUCGAAUUCAAAGGCCUUCUUAAUGUGGGUUGUUUGGGCUCCCAGAAUGUUCUCAACACUGUGCCUUUAAGGUCACGCUCAGCAGACUGUACUUUUUGGACUUUUAAUUAAAGUUUUUAACCCUUCUA
Messenger RNA from Poecilia reticulata (guppy), 5046 nucleotides. RefSeq names its product myotubularin related protein 14 (gene mtmr14). Gene Ontology annotation, biological process: dephosphorylation. The record is from RefSeq and is a predicted model, not a curated record. NCBI's taxonomy places the organism in Eukaryota, Metazoa, Chordata, Actinopteri, Cyprinodontiformes, Poeciliidae. Gene Ontology annotation, molecular function: phosphatidylinositol-3-phosphate phosphatase activity.